Molecule: messenger RNA, 399 nt
Organism: Pipistrellus nathusii (Nathusius's pipistrelle)
Lineage: Eukaryota; Metazoa; Chordata; Mammalia; Chiroptera; Vespertilionidae
Source: the annotation of a GenBank genome assembly
AUGGUCCCCAGGCUUCUCUGCUGUUUGACCCUUUGUCUCCUGGGAGCAGGCCCAGUGGAUUCUGGAGUCACACAGACCCCAAAACACCUGAUCAAAGCAAGGAAACAGCAAGUGACACUGAGAUGUUCCUAUAUCUCUGGGCACCUCUCCGUGUUCUGGUACCAACAAGCCCAGAACCAGGGCCUCCAGUUCCUCACUGAGUAUUACAACAAAGAGGAGAGAACAAAAGGAAGCCUCCCUGACCGAUUCUCAGUGCAACAGUUUAGUGACUAUAGCUCUGAACUGAAAGUGAGCUCGCUGGAGCUGACGGACUCGGCCCUGUAUCUCUGCGCCAGCAGUGCUGACACAGCCCUGCAUGCUCGGCAGCCUGCUGUACAAAAAGCUUCCUCCCCAGCUUAG